ACUUCGCAAUUCGCCAAAGGAGCAAGUCCCAGACCCCAGCCUGCUGCAACUUGGCAGCGUUCCUACAAAUGUGGCUUGACAAGCCAAGAAUAAAUUAUGGUCUCUCAGGAACAGAGACGAAGCACCCCUCGACAUAGGGAAAGGUCACAGAGGGCCCUGUAACGCAACAGCAUGUGAAAGGCUGCGGGCUGCUGGCACAGGCAGACCUCCCGCGUGGAGCAAAACCCUCAAAUCUUUGGGGGAAGGAGGGCGGCCACCCUGUCGUCCCCAAAGCACAGGUGAAGGCCCGCUGCGGCUGGGGCGAGGGACUCCAGCUGGGAGGACUGGGGCUCACAGGCAAAGCCAGCCCGGUUUCAGAGUCCGGGCCCCUGGCCCCAGGGAAAGGUGCCUCUCACACACCGGAGGCUCCAGGAGUAGGGCGGGCAUUUUGGGUCUAGGGCGCGGUGUGUCAGAGGCCACGGGCGGGAACAGAGGCAAGCAGGUGUGCCUGGUGCCUGGGGGCGAGGGGCAGCAGAGAGGCCCGGGAGGCUAAAGGAGAACGCGGCGCAGACCCGAGGGGCACCGCAGGCCACGUGGGCUUUGGAGGAGCAAAGAUAGGUCCUGAGACCCCGGUUUGGCCGACACAUCCCCUCCUGCGUACGGGGGCAGACGUCCCGUGGGAUAGACGGGCAGCCUAGCCCGCAGCGCCGGAGAGCGGGUGGGAGACUGGAGGCGCCCUCGCGCCCCUCAGCUAUCCGGGGGCCUCGCGCCGGCGACCUCGACCCUGUCGAACCCGGUGGAACACUCAGAAAGAAGCUGAGCGCCUCGCAGCGGCCAGGACAGCAGGCCAGGCCCGCGCGCUCCCGCAGCGCACGGCCAGACGCGAUGACCCUCAGCACGGAGCCCAGCCCCGCAGACGGCCUCGAAGCUUAGAGUCAGAAACCGCGCAGGGGACCGCCCUACCAGAAAAGCAAGGCGGAGGCGGAAAACCACCUCGAGCUCCUGCCUGCCGCUCCGCGCCUGCGUCUGCGCCUACGACUGCACCGGGGUUGGUCAGGCCGCCGUGGGGUGGGGCCGCGCAGGCGCGUUGGACGCGAAGCCGUGCGGCGCUGGCGGUGAUGGCGUCCCAUGCAGAGUGCCAGCCUCUGGGAGUGUUUGAGUGUGAACUCUGUGCCUUGACAGCUCCGUACAGCUAUGUGGGACAGAAGCCCCCCAACACCCAGUCGAUGGUCCUCCUGGAGGAAAGCUAUGUCAUGAAGGAUCCCUUCACCUCCCACAGGGACAGAUUCCUGGUCCUUGGCUCGCGCUGCAGUUUGUGCAGCAGGCUGGUGUGUGUGGGCCCGAUGUUCUUGGAGGGAUCUCCCAGGAGAAGGGACUGUCCUUUCUUGAGCACUUGUUGUGUGCCAGGUCCUGUGCUUGGGACCUGUUUUCCUGCGGAGGCUUCAUUCAGUCCUGCCCCUAACUUAGUUAGGAGUGCAGCUUAUUCUACUCCAAGAGAUUCUGCCUCCCUUGUGUCCAGGAGAACAUCAGUGCUUUUCCUCAGGAAAUUCGGCAAGACUUGGAGAAAAGGAAAGCUCCAUCAAAGAGGACCCCCAGCCAGCCCGGUUCUCGGACGUGAGUGCAGCCAGGGCUGGUCAUCGGGCAGCACCCUGCACAGAGCUCCUGGGCCAGCCUGCACCGGGGAUGCUGCCGAGCUGGGAGCUGCCAUGCCUGGCCUUGUUUCUGGACCACUGGGAGCAGCACUGCAGCCCAGGGGAGCUGGAGUCCAGUUUGGAGCAGCCACAGGCCCAGGGAGCUAGCUGUAGCAAGAGGGUAGCCCAAAGGCAGAUGCCAGACAAGACACAGCCAGGAACCUGGCCAGGUGUCCCCACAUGCCCCUCAGGGCCCAGGCCUGAAUGAGUGCUGCUCAGAUGUGACUGAGAGGGAUGACCUCCUUCAGUGGGGCAGCUCCUAAGAGGCCUCGUGCAGGUGCAUGUCAGGGGAGAUGCCACACUGUGUCGGGGCCAUGAUGCAUGGUAGGUGGCUGCAAUGGUCUCUCUGUAAGGAAAAUCACUGACAGCAGCUGCCUUCUGGAGCCAGUCUGGAAGGUCUAGAGGGGGACAGAAUUUUUACUUCAUAUCCUUAUGUGAUGCUUGGAAAAUGUUUUUAACCUUGACCAUGUAUUAUGUUUAUAAUUAAAGACCCAAAUAACCAGCUCAUGUAUGGAAAGGAAUCUUCCACUGAAACAUUUGGAUACCCGACAUUCUCCCUGGGCACUUAACCCGGCAGUGGUUGGGGUCUCCUGGGAAGCUGAGUGCUGGCUUCUAGCCUUGCCAGUUCCCUCAGGCUCUGGCUUCAGCUCUGGCCCCUCCAUUCUGUCUUCCCCGACCCCAAGUCAGGAAUGCCGUGGGCUUCCUGCCCUCACCCCACACCUCAAGACCAUCCCGCUGCCUGCCUGUCUGCUUGCCCCCUGCCAUCUCAAACAGCCCUGGGUGCCUGUGAAGCCUGACCCCAUUGCCUGCCAGGGGUUCCUGCAGCACCCCCUCCUCCAGGCUCCCCAUCUCCUUGAAGCUUCCAGGGUAGCAGCUGGUGGGACAUUGAUCUGUGAGCUCUGGAAUGUCUCCUUAGAGUUCGGAGAGGCAGGCACUGCUCUGUCUUUGUAACUACUCAAGGCCAACUGUCACAUGAAGGAAUGAAUAAAGAGUUUUUACUGACUUGU
This is a messenger RNA of Mandrillus leucophaeus (drill), 2677 nucleotides long. RefSeq names its product cysteine-rich, DPF motif domain containing 1 (gene CDPF1). The transcript is spliced from 5 exons. NCBI's taxonomy places the organism in Eukaryota, Metazoa, Chordata, Mammalia, Primates, Cercopithecidae. The record is from RefSeq and is a predicted model, not a curated record. Bases 1098 to 1778 code for a protein of 226 amino acids.